AUGGAUCCAUCUCUAGAGAAGUAUGCUGGGAAAGGGCAGAAGCUGUAUGAAGAAUGGAUGGACUAUAAGCCUAAGAUUUCUCGACCCCCAUCCACGUUGUCGAAGAAUAGUUUGAGCUCGAAUAAGAAAACAAAGUUUUUCUUUUCAAAUGACUAUGCUACUGAGUCACAGAUCAACUCAACAAGGUCAUCAACCAAAGUAAAAUCCGAUGAGUGGUUCAAAAAACACAAGAAAGCUGAUUCACAUGAGAAAUCUUCAGACAAACAGGCAAUAACCAUUUUGAGUGUAUGCGAUGUCUGA
Messenger RNA from Auanema sp. JU1783, 300 nucleotides. The record is from the annotation of a GenBank genome assembly. NCBI's taxonomy places the organism in Eukaryota, Metazoa, Nematoda, Chromadorea, Rhabditida, Rhabditidae.